Molecule: messenger RNA, 2667 nt
Organism: Molossus molossus (Pallas's mastiff bat)
Lineage: Eukaryota; Metazoa; Chordata; Mammalia; Chiroptera; Molossidae
Gene: COQ2
Product: coenzyme Q2, polyprenyltransferase
Exons: 7
Coding region: 1-1116 (371 amino acids)
Biological process (GO): ubiquinone biosynthetic process
Cellular component (GO): mitochondrial inner membrane
Source: RefSeq, a predicted model, not a curated record
AUGUUGGGCGCCGGCGCUGCGGGGCUCGCGUGGGGCCGGCGGGCCGUGACGCAGGCGUGGCUGCGGGGCGCGCGCGGCCGCCCCCUGGCCCUGGCGCGCGCGGCCGGCACGCUCCGAACGGGGGACCGGCCGCCCUCCGCCGGGCGGGGGCCGCGCUGGCGUCGCCUCAGCCUGUCGGCCGCGGCGGUCGUGGACUCGGCGCCCCGCCCUCUGCAGCCCUACCUGCGCCUCAUGCGGUUGGACAAGCCCAUUGGAACCUGGCUUCUGUAUCUGCCAUGUACCUGGAGCAUUGGUUUGGCAGCUGAACCAGGUUGUUUUCCAGAUUGGUACGUGUUAUCCCUCUUUGGCACUGGAGCUGUUCUGAUGCGUGGAGCAGGCUGUACUAUUAAUGACAUGUGGGACCAGGACUAUGAUAAAAAGGUUAUAAGAACAGCAAACCGUCCAAUAGCUGCUGGAGACAUUUCAACUUUUCAGUCCUUCAUUUUUCUCGGGGGACAGCUGACCCUGGCACUAGGUGUUCUUCUGUGUCUGAAUUACUACAGUAUAGUUCUUGGAGCAGCAUCCCUACUUCUUGUCAUCACCUAUCCACUAAUGAAAAGAAUUACGUACUGGCCUCAGUUAGCCUUGGGAUUCACUUUUAAUUGGGGAGCAUUACUUGGAUGGUCUGCUAUCAAGGGCUCCUGUGAUCCAUAUGUUUGCCUGCCUCUUUAUUUUUCUGGAAUUAUGUGGACUCUAAUAUAUGAUACUAUCUAUGCCCAUCAGGACAAGAAAGAUGAUGCUCUGGUUGGUGUUAAGUCCACUGCACUGAGGUUUCGUGAAAACACCAAGCAGUGGCUUAGUGGCUUCAGUGUAGCAAUGCUGAGUGCGCUGAGUCUGGUGGGAGUGAACACUGGUCAGACCUUGCCCUACUACACUGCUCUGGCUGCUGUGGGAGCCCAUCUGACUCACCAGAUUUUCACUCUAGACAUCCACAGACCUGAGGACUGUUGGGAUAAAUUUGCCUCCAACCGAACGAUAGGACUAAUAGUUUUUCUAGGGAUUGUCCUUGGGAACUUGUGGAAAGAAAAGAAGACGAAUGAAACAAAGAAAAAUAUAGAUAGUAGAAUAGAAAAUUAGCAAAUGAAGUUUAGGAGUUUUUGAAUUAAACUUUUACAAAACACUCUCAGGUCUUGCUACUACAUACUUAGAUUUGAAUAAGUCUUACACUAUAGGUUAAAAAAUUAAGAAUCAGAAGAUGAAAACUUUGAACGUAUUUGUCUGGAAACUAUUUACCAGCAAAUUCUUCCUCUGUCACAGAAACCUGGGACUCUUUAGGAUUUGAGAUGACCUUGAGUAUUUCAAGUUAAUGCAUUCUUCUAUUCAUUAUAAUUCUUAUCUGUAGUUAUGGUAAUUGUAUGAGUUUGGGCAUUAUGAAAGAAACCUGACAUGUAUCUCAUCUAAAUGAAAGUCUAUAGGAAAAAUAGACUCUCUCUUUAGGGAAAAAUUAAAGCUGCCAUAGAAAGUUGGGGCUUAUUUUUUAUUUAUUGUGACCUUUACUCACUCCAAAAGCUGUAAUUCAGAAAAAGAUUCUGUUUUUUAUAUUUUAGGAGAAUUUAAGUAAAUAAUUUUUUUCCUACUAUAUCCAUGCAUACUGCUAUUGUUAGCAACCCUCGUGUUUAUUCGGGAGAUCAGGUCUCUGGGUGUAGCCAUAGUGACCAGAAUAAGCAGACAGGCAAUCACCAGGAACAAGUUUAAUUUCUAUUUAUUCCGUUCUUUAUCUGAUUGUAAUUUAUAGGAUAGUGGCAUGUUGGUUAAGUGUACUGUUCCUUUGCCCCCUUCAGAAUGUUCUCAACACAGCCACCACGGUGAUGUUCUUACAACCCAUGUCUUUCCUCUGCUCAGAACCCUCCAGGGUCUUCACAGGACACUCAGUACAAACUAAAAGUCCUACUACUUUCUAGAACUCCAUGAUCUGGCCUUGUCUGUGACCACUCUUCUCAUACUACUUUCAGCCCUUCUGGCCUCCUCACUGCCCCUCAGCAGGCUGAGCAGACUCCUACCCCAGGGCCUUUCUUUGCAUUUACAGUUUCUUUGCCUGCAGUGCUCUGCUUGAAUCAUGUCCUAGUCCUUCCCUGCAAUUCUUUUCCUAAAUAUUACCUUCUCAAAGAGGCUUUUCCUAGGCACAGUUUGUUAAAUUUUAUAUAUGCAUAUGAUCUACACCUCCUAUCCCCUUGCUCUUUACUGCUUUUUAUCACUAUCAACAUAAAAUGUGUUUACUUAUUUAAGUGACUGUCAUGGACAGUGGGGUGUGUGGGGAGGCAGUCAUUUGUGUAUGUUAGUUGUGGGCAGCAACAAAGGCUGGUCUGCAUGAUGAUGAUGUAGCUAACACAGAGCCCUCACCAGGCACUGAUAGAUGGGCAGAGGAGGAUGCAGUUAGCUUUUUAUUCAGCAAAUACUGAGAGUGAGUGGCUAGCCUUCGGACAGCUGGAGCAGCUGUAAUUGUGCUCUGCUAUAGCUGCAAUGAGUUGAAGAGAAGAAAUAGAAACAUACCGUAUAAGGAAAUGGGGUUGGUUUCUGUUUUAUCUAAUUCUGACAUUGCAGCAGGACAAAUAACAUUUAAAUCUAUAUUGCUUUCUGCUGUCUUACAAAUACCCUAUUUUUUUCUUUAGAAAAGAUUUAUUUGGAAAA